ACGCGCUCUCGGAAGACGCGCUACGUCAUUUCCGUUCUCCACAGACAGGAGGGUGGGGACAAACAGCUGGUAAGCGAUGCCGUGAUCCGAGCUCCGAUCGGGCUGUUUUGCACACCGAUAAACGCCUUUCCCGGAGCCACUACAGGAAAUGACUGCGAGGCCUUACAGAUAGUUUGUGCUUUUGUUGCUGUGGCCCACGUUUGCCGAGACACCCCUAUCUGGAAGCACAUUUGUUUCCGUUGCGAGUAUUAACUACCUCAGACACUGGAAACUGAUCAAGGACUUGCUCGACCGCUGACCAGCUGUACGGCGCUCACAAACCUUCUGACCGACUGGAUCUGUCAGGCAUCCCAAGGCCACAUCACCCAUAGCUCACCCAUAGCCUGCCACUGUUUUUGCUCUCCUGAAAAUCCUGUCUUUUGCUGAGAGAUUUUUAAGAUUUUUCUAUUUUUAUUAGAGGCCUACGGAAAGAGCUUGGAGAGAAGGGUUUUUCGCUUCCAUUUGAAGGAUUGAUUAUGCACUUUGGAUCGAAGCUAGAUCGAGAGGCACCCGUGAACCAAUUCUAAGGGAAAAUAACUUUCACUGGGAUAUUUAUUAGUAUUUUUUUUGCAAACAUUUUGAUGUGAGCUGCGUUUGGAGUUGCAGCUGGGCUGCAAGAUUUCCUCUAACCUUUCUUCGCGACACUCUCUCCAUCUUUUUAGAGUGGGAUACUGUCAUGAAUGCCCCUCUGAUGGGAUCUUUAAGCUGUCUAUAUACUUGAUUCAAGGAGACCCAGAUUAAGCAUCCAGAACUCAUCCGAAGGUGAAGUCGAGAAAACCGAUACUCCCUGGGUGCAUUGGAUACUUAUGUAUUGUUGCAGUGCACAAGAAAGUAAAAUGGACUACAAGCUGCGCUUUUUGCUUGGCGGGUCCAAGCACAAAGUGCAGCAACACCAGCACUUCCAGUUGCCCGAGCUCAGCCGGACCCUCAGCGCCCCGUUGGGCUCUUCUUGCUCCACCCCUUCUCCUAUGGCGACCAUAGGCUCCUCCCCUUCUGGCUGCCAUGCCCCGCCCCCCAGCGCCACCACGGCUAUCGCGGACAUUCAGCAGGGCAUCUCCAAAUACCUGGAUGCAUUGAAUGCAUUCUGUCGCGCGAGUGCGUUCCUGACCGAGCUCUUUGGCAGCGUUUUCCGGGACUCCCGUUACUCCAAAGCAGCGAUGCAACUGAAGGACGUGCAGGAACAUGUCAUGGAAACGACCAGCCGGCUCACCACCGCAAUAAAGCCCGAGAUCGGCAAAAUGCUGAUGGAGCUCAGCGCAGGCGCGGCUAACUUCAAAGACCAGAACGACUUCAGCCGGCAGGAUGUGGAGGUGCUGGGCCGCUGCUUCCUGACGGUGAUGCAGGUGCAUUUCCAGUUCCUGUCACAGGCGUUGCAGAAGGUCCAGCCGGUGGCACAGUCCUGUCUGGCCGAGGCACUAGCACAGGCUCAGGAGAGACACGGAAAUGCCCAGACACAGAGCACGAGCCCCGGGCCGAUGUCGGAGCUGGAGGAGGCCGUCCGCUCGUGGAAAGGAGCGUCAGAGGUGACAGCGUGUCUCCGAGAGAGAGGGAGAGACAGCUGUCUGUCUGGGAUUCAGGUGCAGCAGCUCUUCUGCUCUCAGAACACCUCCAUCCCUGAACACCAGCUCAAAGAGCUCAACGCCAAGAUCGACAACGCUCUGCAGGCGUAUAAAGCAGCGUUAGACUCUUUGGGUCACAGUGAAUACGCGCUGAAGGCCGGAUUUCACCUUAAUCCCAAAUCCGUUGAAGCAGCUUUGCAGGGCUGCUGCAGUGACGCUGAGGCCCAGCAGGCCGGACGCUUUCACACCACGUCUCAGCCCAUCCAGUGUGAAUUACCCACAAUCCCCGUCCAGAUCGGCUCUCAUCUCCUCCGAGGAGUUUCCUUCAACGAAAGCGCAUCAGAUAACCUCAAGCUUAAAAUGCAUGCCGUGCUGCAGCUGAUCAAGGAUGCGGUGGAUCAGAACGGUGUGGCCGUGCGGGACGAUUCACCCGUCACAGAGGUACUGAACCAGGUGUGUCCCUCCAGCUGGAGAGGAGCCUGUAAGACGGCCGUUCAGCUGCUGUUCGGACAGGCUGGACUGGUUGUAGUUGACACGGCUCAGAUCGAGAAUAAGGAAGCUUACGCCCCUCAGAUCUCUCUUGAAGGAUCUAAAGUUGUGAUCCAGGUUCCUUCUACAUGGUGUCUGAAGGAGGAUCCAGCGACGAUGUCUCUGCUGCAGCGCAGUCUGGACCCCGAGAAGACCCUGGGCUUGGUGGACGUGCUUUACACGGCUGUGUUUGACCUCCAGCGCUGGAAGGAGCGCAAGGAACAGACUUUGCCCACCAUUCAGAUCCAGCUACAACGAGACACGACUGAUUACGGUGGCCCUGUCGAUCUCCCUCCGGGGAACAGCACCAAAUCCUCCAGCGGCCUCCCCAAAACCAUCUCCAAACUCACCUCACGCUUCACCAAGAAAGCCUCGUCAAAUUCCAGCGCAGGCGGCAGCUACUCCAUCCCCAGCACCCCGUCACGUAGCAGCGGCAGCUCGGACGAUCGAUCCAGCCGCCCGCACAGCCUCCUGCAGAUGAGCAGCAUGCCCUGCACACCUGACCCCAGCCACGCGCAGAUCGCCAACGGAGCGUCCGCAGACGAGCAGGGCAUGAACCUGCCCACCGACCAGGAGAUGCAAGACGUCAUCGACUUCCUAUCGGGGUUUAACAUGGGGAAAUCCCAGCAGGCGUCUCCGCUGGUGAAGAGGAGGAACUCAGUGGCGUCUACGAAUGCGGCCGACUUGAAGCCGCCCAGCGGAGCGGCUCAGCUCACCUCACAGUCUCAAGUGUCUCAAAUGUUGGCGCAGACCUUGCAGCAACAAACGCAGCAACAGCAGCUUCCUUCAACGCCUAAACAGCAGCAAACGCAGCCGCAGUCGCAGCCGACCUCACAGACUCUGCCGUUCUACCAGCAUCUCUUGCAGCCGAUUGGUCAGCCGCAGCAAACAUCACCCGUUUCCCCGCAGCUCUCUUCCCAGCAGCCUCCGCAGCCAAGAGUCCCCAGCAAGUGGCCCCAGGGUCCUUUAGGAGGCCUCUCGCCCAUCGGGCCCUUGACGCAGUGGCCCACCCCGGGCCUGCCUGACCUCAGCUCUGACCUCUACAGUCUGGGGCUGGUCAGCACAUACAUGGACAGCAUGAUGUCUGAGAUGCUUGGCCACAAGCCCCCGCAGGGACCCCGGAACAACACCUGGCCCAACCGAGACCAAAGUGACCAGAGUCUGUUCGGGGUGUUGGGAGACUCCAUGCCCUUUGACCCUGCAGUGGGCUCGGAUCCAGAGUUUGCGCGUUAUGUUGCCGGGGUCAAUCAGGCCAUGCAGCAGAAACGGCAGGCGCAGCAUGUUCGCCGGCCCAGCAACACCCGCAUUAACUGGCCACACCCAGACGAGCAGCACAGGGGCUGGACACACCCAGAGUACUACAGCGAGGGGGAGGCGGUCAACAGCGGCUGGUCAGCCAAUCAGGGGGAUUCGGCCAGCUCGAGUGACGAGGCGUCCUCAGCCAAUGGGGACAGUCUGUUCUCCAUGUUCUCCGGGCCUGACCUGGUGGCGGCUGUUAAACAAAGACGGAAACACAGCUGUGGCGAACAGGAAGUGUGCACUCUGCCCUCUCCUCCUCUCCACCACACCAGUGACGACAGUAACCAGGACAGCAAAACUAAAACCUGGCCUCCUAAGGCCCCCUGGCAGCACUCCUCACACACCAACACCAUGCCCAAUCCCAGCUCUUCCCUCUACCAGAUGACCAACCCCUCUAGCCAAUGGGGUGACUCCAUGCAAAUGCUGCAGUCUCCUGUGUGGUCAACAGCCAAUGACUGCCCUCCAUCCUCCGGGAUGUCCCCUGGCUUCCCGUUCACACAACAACAACAACAGCAGCAGCAGGUUUCUCAGCACAAGAUCCUGAGCAAAGGCUUUAAAACCUUCCCACUCAAACCCGAGCAUCGACCCUCGUACCUGCACCAGUACUGAGCUGGACCUGUGCUGGGAGAGGUCACCAACCAUUUUCAUGUAUUUUGAGUAAUGCUCAGGAUGUCAACCCAGUUCAGCUUUUAAAUGCUUUGGGUGGGACACCACUGAGAAAGUUUAUAAAGAGUUUUCGGUUAUGUUGGGGAAGCGGGAGGAUGUUAAUUAUCCAAACACGGUGUCGUAGAAACCUUGAUCUUCUGGUGUGCCGUGAACCUAAAUUAGACUCCAACCUUGUAAACUAGAAGUGUUUUUAUAGGGAAAUUUGCAUUUAACAUAGUGGUCAAUAACAUUUUUGUACACUGAUGCGUGUCAAACAUCACCGAACAGAACGUUACUGCCUUCCACGCUGUUCAAAAAAUGCAUGGUUCAUGCUAACAGCAGCUAGUCGGGCCAUUUAAUUGGCACCCGCAUCGGCACGACAGAAGCCUUCAGUCUCGCAGCGACGUUCGGCUUCGAGUUUACACGACUUUUUCAAGAUGCAUGGCCACCGUGCUCACUCACAGUGCACUAUCGCAGCCAAAUUAUGAAGAUUUGGACGUCCUACAUAACGAUACUGUGUUUAAAUAGCUGUAACUGCCAAAUGUCACGUGGGACGACUCAGACUGCAGCUCUCAGCUACUGUUCCAUAGCUUGUAAAUGACUAAAAAAAUAAAUAACUAUAAUUUACUUUUUAUGAAGAGGCUUUGAGCAGGCUCGGCAGAAAAAUAAUAAUCAUAGCAGAGGUGUAAUUUGAAAGAAAUACACUACUUUUUCAACAUCUGAGAGAUUAAAAAAAUAUAAAAAUACAAGUAAAAAGGAUGUUAGUAGUAACUUUGUGCCAUGUUGUUUUGAAUAGCACUUGCAGAUAUUUUCUCUAACCAAAGUAUUGUUUAGAGGGGGAAAUGGUGCUUGAAAUACAAAAGAAAUGCCGUUUGGGAGCCGUAGUAGUGGUUCUAUAUAGAAAAAAAAGAGAAAAAAACUCUUUAUUUAAAGCACAAACCCUUCUGUAUGGUCAAACGAUCAAUUUUCCCAUUGGCAUUCUUCAAAACGACACUAACACUUCCCAUAAAAAUAACAUGUAUUCCUUUCAAAUGCGAUAUAUUUCUUGUACAAAUAUUAUUAUAUUAACAGUAUUAAUCUUAUUUUUGUAUUUUCUUACACAUUAUACCAUUCUUCUAUAAGUUAGCGUAAUAUAGGCGUAUUAUUAAGUAAAACCUUAUUUUCCCAAGAUGUGAAGCACAUUUCUUUUCUUUCCUAGAGUUUAACUGUACCUUCUUUCUACAGAGGUUACCAAAUACACCAUUAUAAACACUAAUAAAUGGUUGUGGUUGGAUAGGGGUGUGUUUUUUUUGGUCAUUUUGAGCCCAGAUUCCUGUUGGUUUCUGUGGUUUCGGGCUGCAUCUGAAAAGCCCAGAAUGUUAAUUUUGUGACGUUUGCCGAUGCCAAUGUUGCCUGUAUUUAUGAUAUGACCAUGUUUUCUGAAAAUUAACAUACUUACCAUGUUUACAGAGAAUCGUUUGCUGUAUAUAAAUAUAUCUUUUUAUAGUUAUGUGCUUUGCACAAUCAAAAUGUAGGUUCGUUGCUUCGUCCGUGUUUUUCUCCCAAACGGUUUAGGCAUUUUUUUUUUUUUUUUUUAUUAAACAUCUUCGAUGACCUCGGACUGUAAUGCUCAACAUUUCUCAGCUGUGUCAACAUGGUUUACUAGUGGCUUCAAAAAAAAGUUUAAAGAGUUUAAAAAAUUAAAAAGAAAGAAAUGACAUUGCCCUGACUGAAGACAUGAGGGGCGACUGCUUGGCUUAUGUUGCUUAUUGUUCACUAGAGCUGGCAACUGAUUAUUUCCAAGUGUACCAGCAAUGCAAAAAAUAAAUAUAUAACAUAA
Messenger RNA from Carassius carassius (crucian carp), 5889 nucleotides. RefSeq names its product granule associated Rac and RHOG effector protein 1-like. The record is from RefSeq and is a predicted model, not a curated record. Gene Ontology annotation, molecular function: CCR4-NOT complex binding. The transcript is spliced from 14 exons. Gene Ontology annotation, biological process: Rac protein signal transduction. Lineage: Eukaryota; Metazoa; Chordata; Actinopteri; Cypriniformes; Cyprinidae. Bases 846 to 4034 code for a protein of 1062 amino acids.